UGACUCAUAUCCGGCAUCUGCCUGGGUCGUUCUUUCUGUCCCUGGUAGCGGUACGGAAAUCUUUACCGCUUUUCAACGAAAGAAAAAUCUUUAGAGAAAUCACAUUUCGGGGAUUGAAGCAUUAUAUCAAUCUAUUAAACAUGAUACGAUCAAGGAGCACUAUACUCGGAUUAAUAAAACUUGGGACUUAUGGAUCUAUGUCUGGUGGUUAUCGCAGUAAUGGUGUGAGUCAUCGUGGAGGAGUAGGUCAACGGAAUGGAUAUGGAAGUGGAGGAUCAAAUAGUCGUUUUGGAAGUCGUAAUGGAAAUACAGGAGGAAAUAGUGGAAGCGGAAUUGCUGGACGUGGACCACGUAAUGCUAAUGUAGCUGGAACCAAUCUGAGGAAACCAAAUUGGGAUUAUGAGAACUUAAAACCUUUUAAAAAAGAUUUUUAUAUACCACAUCCAAAUGUACAAUCACGUCAUCCUCGUGAAGUCGAUUUGUUUAGAGAAGAAAACAAAAUCACUCUCAAGGGAGAAAAAAUACCUAAUCCAAUUCAAUUUUUUGAAGAAGGAAAUUUUCCAGACUAUGUAAUGCAGGCUAUUAGAAAGCAAGGAUUUACAGAACCAACUGCUAUACAAGCUCAAGGCUGGCCAAUUGCUAUGUCUGGGCUAAAUAUGGUUGGUAUAGCACAAACUGGAUCUGGAAAGACAUUAGGCUAUAUAUUACCUGCUAUUGUACACAUCAACAGUCAACAACCUUUAAAUAGAGGAGAUGGACCCAUUGCUCUUGUUUUAGCACCAACUCGUGAACUUGCUCAACAAAUACAAAGCGUUGUCAAUGAUUUUGGUUCAUUAUCCUAUGUAAGGAAUACUUGCAUUUUUGGUGGUGCCCCAAAAGGCAGUCAAGCACGUGAUCUUGAACGUGGAGUAGAAAUUUGUAUUGCGACACCUGGACGUCUUAUAGAUUUCUUAGAACGUGGUACGACAAAUUUACGAAGAUGUACAUAUUUGGUAUUGGAUGAAGCUGAUCGUAUGUUGGAUAUGGGAUUUGAACCUCAAAUUAGAAAAAUCAUAGAACAGAUCAGACCAGAUAGACAAGUUCUCAUGUGGUCAGCAACUUGGCCAAAAGAAGUAAGAAAUCUUGCAGAAGAAUAUCUCACUGAUUACACUCAAUUAAAUAUUGGAUCGUUAACUUUGGCUGCAAAUCACAACAUCCUUCAAAUAGUUGAUGUAUGUCAAGAACAUGAAAAAGAAACAAAAUUGGGAACUCUACUCCAAGAAAUUGGUAAUGUAAAUGAUGAUGGUGGAAAGACUAUCAUUUUUGUAGAGACAAAAAAGAAAGUUGAAAAUAUCACAAGAAAUAUUAGGAGAUAUGGUUGGCCUGCAGUAUGCAUGCAUGGUGAUAAGUCACAACAAGAAAGAGAUUAUGUUCUUAGAGAAUUCAGAAACAAGAAAGGUUCUAUUCUUGUAGCAACGGAUGUUGCUGCACGUGGAUUGGAUGUUGACGAUGUAAAGUAUGUGAUCAACUUCGAUUAUCCGUCAUCGUCUGAAGACUACAUACACAGAAUUGGAAGAACAGGUCGUUCGCAAAGUACAGGAACGAGCUACGCAUUCUUUACUCCACAAAAUAGCAGACAAGCUAAAGAUCUGAUUAAUGUACUUCAAGAGGCUAAUCAAGUCAUCAAUCCGAAAUUGGCAGAAUUAGCAACGAGAACUGGUGGUGGCGGUUACAAUCGUAAUCGUUGGGGAUAUGCAGCCCGUGGAAGGGAAAACACAUUCUCUGGAACACACAAACGUUUUGACAGCUCAAGAAAUAAUUAUAAUAGUUGAUUGGACAAAUCUAUUUUCUUACAUGGUAUUGAACGAUCGACUUUCGAAACAUCUAGUUUUACGUACGAUUAAACCCUAAUUUUUGUCAUUAGAAAGUUCAUUCUAUGUUAAUACCAGAGAGUGUACGGAACAUUUAUUAUUGUUUAUCUGGCCAAACAUUUUUCUUUGUUUUAUGGUUCUUACGAUGAACAUUUCGUUAUUUUUAUUUUUUACGUACAGAAAGUAUCUGUACAUAUCUGUGAUUGAUAGGAAGAAAGAGAAAAAAAAACUUAAAGUAAAUUUUAUUUUUUACGAUAAUAUAUCGUUGCUCAUUGUAUUUUUUGUUUCUCUUUUUCUCUCAUGAAAGUUGAGACGUGUAUAAAAUAUAUAUUUAAUGAAUUCGUGUUAAAAAGAGAAAAGAGAGUUGCAUAGUAUUUAAAGAUAAUAUCAGGCUUAGGAAAUAAAAUGAAGAUGUUAUUAUAUAUUAUUAAUAAACUAUUCGUUUGGGAAUUUUAUAUUAAUUAAUAAUAUCUUUCUGAACUUUUCAUCAGCAAGAUAUUUGAUAAUAUGAAAAGAAAAAUAUGCCUGAUAUUCUUUUUAUAAAAAUUGUAAACACUCGAAUCUCCCAAUCUACUUUACGAUAAUUUCAGCAUUUUUUCUCACUUAGUUCCUUUAAAAGUUUUACAGCACGUCUCAAUUAUAGGAUUGAAUGGUAUAGGGGUAUAAUAAUUUAGCGAACUUGUCAGUAUUCAUUCCAAUUCUUUGAAAUGAUCAGAGAUACAAAUCUGGUCAUAAGCAAAGUUUUUUUUCAAUCGUGUGUGUGUGAAAGAACUCCAGAAAAGAAGUCAUGAUAAAAAUCAUUGUAAUUGUCCCGUUCCAUUAGAAAAGUUUUAUACAAAUAAUGUUAUCGAAGACAAAUUAUUCAAAAAAAAUAACAAAACUUAAAAAAAAAUCCUUCUACUAAAUCAAAUGGUAUAUUCUCCCAUGACAUUAAAAUUGAUGGUUUCGUAACUGUGUUUAUUUAAUUUUCUUCUCGACUAAAUAAAGCACUAUAUAAGACUAUUGCACAUUGAUGUAUCAUCCCUAUGUUGACAACAAUAAAAUUCGACUGGUUGAAGGAAAUAA
Vespula vulgaris is the source of this 2915-nucleotide messenger RNA. Its product is annotated as ATP-dependent RNA helicase p62-like. The record is from RefSeq and is a predicted model, not a curated record. Gene Ontology annotation, cellular component: cytoplasm; ribonucleoprotein complex; nucleus. The transcript has 8 exons. Bases 141 to 1811 code for a protein of 556 amino acids. Gene Ontology annotation, molecular function: RNA helicase activity; RNA binding; ATP binding. Lineage: Eukaryota; Metazoa; Arthropoda; Insecta; Hymenoptera; Vespidae.